Messenger RNA from Podospora bellae-mahoneyi, 3519 nucleotides. RefSeq lists its product as uncharacterized. Gene Ontology annotation, cellular component: plasma membrane. Lineage: Eukaryota; Fungi; Ascomycota; Sordariomycetes; Sordariales; Podosporaceae. Gene Ontology annotation, molecular function: calcium-activated cation channel activity. Bases 409 to 3090 code for a protein of 893 amino acids. The record is from RefSeq and is a predicted model, not a curated record. The transcript is spliced from 3 exons.
ACCAUGCAGACCGGCCCCACAGUGUCCUGUCGCAUGUGGAGCCGUGAAACUGUUGCUGUUGAAGGUACUCGAGGACAGUACAAGGACGAGUCUACAUUUGCAGCUUUGAGGGCUUUGCAUACUCUGUUGACGACGGCUUUAUGUUUAAACUUGCCUGGUAUAUACUUCUUCAAGAUUUAAAGCCUACAUUCUAUCAUCUCCAACCACAAAACCCCUGUUACUUGGACGGUAGUUGUACCCUUGGCCCACUCUUUUUGGAAUCUACCAGCGCCAAGCCUGCGUGACCAGUCGUCGGUUGUGGUCAACAGUCGACAGCUCUGGCUCGCCAGUUCACUCUGAAAAGUUCAUCCCACGUCGUCCAUCUUCGACGUGCCCGUUCACAUUCCCCUCAGCUUCAACUAUGCAACCAUGAACGGAUUCGAAGACGAUAAGAAGCCAAAGUGCGAUGGCGACGAGUAUGUCAAGCCUGGGCCCAAGGAUCUCCAGGUUCAGCUCGUCAUUUCCCUAUCGCUAGGGGUUUCUGCCUUUCUAGCCUUUUGUAUAUUACGACGACGAUGGAAAUCCCUAUACGCUGCGCGCAAACGACAUGCCGAGAUCGAGCUCCCACACUUGCCCGACACUUUGUUUGGUUGGAUGCCCGCCCUUUAUAGGAUUACCGAACACCAGGUUCUGGCUUGCGCCGGACUGGACGCAUAUGUAUUCCUGACAUUCUUCAAGAUGUCGUUGCAGCUCUUCGCUGUCAUGUUCUUCUGUGCCGCCGUUGUUCUCGAGCCCAUCAAUCGCCACUUUGAUCCCGGACACAAACGCAACGACACCAACCUCUCCGAACUUUCCCUGCUCCGCGAGUAUGCGCCGUAUAGCGACUAUCAAAAAGUCAACCUCUUCGGAAACGCUGGCGAAAACUCUGGCGACGACCAUGGGGGCGAUGACGAGAGCUUCAACAAGAACAUGAGCUACUUGUGGUCUUACCUUGUGUUUACCUAUGUAUUUACUGGACUUACCCUGUUUAUGCUGAACCGGUACACUCUGAAGGUCAUUGGCAUACGCCAGAACUACCUGGGCACACAAUCUACAAUCACCGACCGAACGUUCCGAUUGUCUGGUAUUCCUGAGAACCUGCGCACCGAGAAUGCGAUCAAAACUUUGGUAGAAAAGCUGGAAAUUGGAAAGGUGGAAAGCGUCACUUUGUGCCGCAACUGGAAGGAGAUCGACGAACUGUUGGAGCAAAGAACCGCAAUACUCGCCAAAUUGGAAGAGACGUGGAGUGUUUACAUCAGCCAAAAGCCAAAAUUACCAGUUGGAACGCAGGCGAAUGGCGAUGGGACAGCUUCGGGGGCACCAGAAGUACGGUCUGAUGAAGAAGCCGGCGAAAGUGAACGACUGCUGCGAGGAGGGCAUGAUAUGCAGAUUGACCGGCCCCGUCCUCAGGCAAGGCUCUGGUACGGCUUUCUUCGUAUGCAAAGUCGCAAGAUUGACGGCCUCGACUAUUAUACCGAACGCCUCCGGUUGCUCGAUGAAAAGAUUAUCGCUGCUCGGAAGAAGACCUAUGAACCGGCCAACAUCGCAUUCGUGACCAUGGACUCUAUUGCAGCCUGUCAGAUGGCGAUCCAGGCCCUCAUCGACCCUGGGCCGGGCCAGUUGCUAACCAAGCCUGCCCCAGCCCCAUCCGAUGUGGUAUGGAGGAAUACAUACAAGCCUUGGUGGAGGCGGCGCUUCCAGUCGUGGACUGUCACCAUCUUUAUCUCGAUUCUUUCCAUCAUCUGGGUCGGUCCCGUCGCUGCCCUAGCAUCUACCACCAUCUGCACCAUCAAGGCCAUUAUGCCCGCUCUAGCCGAGACCCUCAAGGACCACGAAAUCAUCCGCUCGCUUAUUCAGACUGGCAUCCCGACUCUCGUGGUAUCUUUGCUCAACGUUGCCGUGCCCUACCUCUACGACUUCUUGUCCGAACACCAAGGCAUGAUCUCGCGGGGCGAUGUGGCCCUCUCCGUGAUCAGCAAGAACUUCUUCUUUACCUUCUUCAACAUUUUCCUCAUCUUCACCGUCUUCGGUGCCGCUGUGGCAGGUAUCCAGGAGACGUUUCGAAAGAGCCUGACAGACAGCACCUACAUCGCCUACACCAUUGCCACAAAGAUUGAGGAGCUGACCAGCUUCUACAGCUGCUUCAUCAUGCUCCAGGGUCUGGGGUUGUUCCCCUUCCGACUGCUCCAGUUUGGAAGCAUAAGCUUGUACCCGAUCAACCGCAUGGGCGCAAAGACGCCAAGGGACUUUUCCCAGAUCAUGCAGCCGUCCAUGUUCUACUAUGGCUUUUACCUGCCCACGGCGCUGUUGGUGUUCAUCUUGUGUCUGGUCUACAGUGUGUUGCCAGACGGGUACCAGGUCUUGGGGUUGGGCGUGGUGUACUUUGUGUUUGGGUAUUUCACCUACAAGUAUCAGCUGCUGUAUGCCAUGGAUCAACCGCAGCACGCGACGGGGGGUGCGUGGAGGAUGAUUUGCUAUCGGGUCAUUCUGGGGCUGGUGGUGUUCCAGGUGACUAUGUCGGGGUACUUGGCGCUGAAGUCGGCGUUUACGGUGGCGGUGCUGGUGACCCCGCUGGUGAUUGGGACGGUGUGGUAUAGUUGGAACUUCAAGUGGCAGUUUGAGCCGCUGACGAAGUUUAUUUCUUUGGUUAGUAUCAAGAGGGGAGAGGACGAGGUGAAUGAGGUGGCGAUUUUGGAUGAUGAGAGGGAGGGGGGGUAUGAGGAGGAUGUGGAUCAGAGGUCGUUGAGGCGGAGGGGGAGCACGACGGUUGAUGAGGCGAGGGAGAAGGGGUUGCGGUUUGUGAAUCCUAGUUUGGUGGUUCCUCUGGAGCAACCAUGGAUCUACCAAGACCCACCACCGCCAUUCACAGAAGAGAGCGAUAGUCUCGAGUUCGCCAUUGGUGGUAGCGAAGGGGAGUACUCUUACGGCGCGGGGCCAUCAAUACGGAGCCGAAGAGACGAGACGCGGGUCGAGGGAAUCACAACUAGACCUCCGGGGCCCGGGAGCGGGGCUGCUAGUAGUAACUCUUCUAGCUCAAUAAGCUUGGGGGAUACACAUAUUUGGAGGCAGUGACGGGUCAGUUUGUUUGUACGAGGUGGAAGGAGUGGUUCGUUCAUUGCGUGGCGCUUGGUGCUUCACGCAUGGUAAUGGCUUUUUUCGAUACACAGCAGAGCGAAGCAAAGCAUACUGGAUGAGAGGAUGCCUAAUGGUCCUGGCGUGUUACAUACACGCCUACAUGAUGGAGGAAACGAAGUACAUGACGGGAGGCAGGAAUGGAUGGGCGUUUUUGAUGGGAAUACCAGGGUACGCGUACAUAACAGAGUUGGGGGGGUUAUGAUGAGGGAGAGAUUGUAAUGAUGGGGGAAAAGUGCAGUAUUGCUUCCACUUUUCUUUCUUGCGUUUGUUUGCCUCAAAUAUCUUUAUUCCUACGAGGUCGUUUUGUAUUCUUGUGUAAAGUAAUUCAUUGUUUGGUGUUUUUAUUCACAAUAUUUUUGACGGUGU